UUCGGGUCAGGGGAUGCUCCGUUCAGACAAAGGAAGGAGGUUUCCAUGCUGUGGGUGGUAAUUAACAUCCAGCCCAGGAGACGGAAAAGAAGCAAACACACUGCCACAUCACACACAGCGGCUGUCAGGCAGCUUACUGCGCUACAACAUGCAUUUAAGGCUUUCGGUGCUGUUGUUUCUGUGCUUGACGAAAAGUUGUUGGUGCGCCCCGCAGAACAGUUGUCAUCCAGAAGACGAGAUCUCGGGAGGAUGCAGCAACAACGCUUAUGAUGAAAAACCUACCUGCACAGAGCUCAACCUAGGAUACUGCAAUGAUAUGGAAUACAGUAGAACGAUAUUCCCCAACAUCCUUGGCCAUCGCACUCGUAUGGAGGCGGAGUCAGGGGCCGAGUACCUCCUUCUGAGCGUCAUUCAUGGCCUUCUCAACGGCGAGUGCUCCCCUGAGAUCCGCCUCGUAGGCUGCUCGGUGCUAGCCUCGCCCUGCCAGAAUGACAAGAUGAUCAAACCAUGCCGCAGCGCAUGUGAGGCGCUGAGGAAGGACUGCUACCAUGCCUUUGAGGCCAUUGAGAUGGCCUGGCCCUACUUCCUGGAUUGUGACCGUUUCUUUGCCAGUGAACAAGAGGGCUGCUUUGACCCGCUGGCAGGGCUGAAAGCCAGACAGGAGCUAGCAUUGUCCAGUCUGUCUCCCGAGGAACCCAGCACCAUCAUCCAGUUCACCUACACAUCCAACACCCAGAUGUACAGUUUACUGAAGAGAACGGCAGCCAAGUGCUCCCACAUCUCUCACGUCUACAGUAUCGGACGCAGCACUGAGGGCAGGGAUCUACUGGUGAUUGAGUUCUCCAAAAAUCCAGGACAGCAUGAGCUACUGGAGCCCGAGAUCAAGUUGGUGGGAAACAUGCAUGGCAACGAGGUGCUGGGCCGUCAGCUGCUUAUCUACCUGGCCCAGUAUCUGUGCUCAGAGUACAUUCUGGGAAACCACAGAAUUCAGACCAUCAUCAACACCACUCGCAUCCAUAUUCUGGCUUCCAUGAACCCCGAUGGCUAUGAGCUGGCCGCCUCAGAGGUAGAGGAUAGCAAUGACCCGGAGCUCGCCAACCAUGAAGGCCACUUGUUGAACGGUUGGACCAACGGUCGAACCAAUGCCCAGAGUCUUGACCUCAACCGCAACUUUCCCGACCUCACCUCCGUCUUCUACCGGAACCGGCGCAGCAGACACUACCGCAUAGAUCACAUCCCAAUCCCUGAUGCCUACUGGUUUGGAAAGGUGGCACCAGAGACCUACGCUGUGAUGAAGUGGAUCAGGUCACUGCCUUUCGUUCAGUCUGCCAGCCUCCAUGGAGGAGAGCUGGUGGUCUCCUAUCCCUUUGACUUUUCUAGACAUCCGCAAGAGGAGAGGAUGUUCUCACCCACUCCAGAUGAACAGGUAUUCAAGCAGCUGGCUCGCACCUACGCCGAUGCCCAUGCCACUAUGUCCAACAAUGACACAGAAAGGUGUGGAGCCUCCUUUUAUCGGACCAGGGGCAUCAUCAACGGUGCAAUGUGGUACAGUUUUGCUGGCGGUAUGUCUGACUUCAAUUACCUGCACACCAACUGUCUAGAGAUCACCGUGGAGCUCGGCUGUGACAAGUUCCCCUCAGAGGCUGAGCUUUACCCUGAAUGGAAGAGGAAUAAGGAAGCUCUGCUCAGUUUUGUUGAGUCUGUCCACAGAGGAAUAAAGGGAGUAGUUAAGGAUGUUAAUGGUAAUGGGAUAAAAGGUGCAACUAUCUCCGUCAGGGGAAUUAGGAAAGAUGUCACCACAGCUGAAGAUGGAGACUACUGGCGACUGAUAAACCCUGGCACUCACAUCCUGACUGCCACAGCUAAGGGUUACUCCAGAGUCACAAAGAGGAUUCACCUGCCUCACAGCAUGACCAGAGCUGGACGUGUUGACUUUGUCUUGGAGCAGAUUCCCCUGGAGCCGGAUAUCGACGACCACCUCUUCCCCACAGUGGACACAUGGGACCGAUUUGACCCCUACAACCAAUUUGAGCGCUACAGCGAGCCAAACGUUGAUGAAGCAGGGGUAGAGAGACAGGAGAAGCCGUGGUGGUGGAACUACUUCUCCCAGUCUGGCGUCUCCCCUCCGCAAUGGCUGCUACGAAAUGUCUAGGCAAAACAAUGGAAAAAUAAAAGAUCCUGAUGUACUACUACAUAGGGAGACUGGUGACGGAUGGUGCCACAUCCAGUCCCACCAGUGAUCUCAGAGGCGUCUAUGCAACAGGAACUGUCACACUGAAAUUAUACAUAACCCAACACACAUUUCAGUGCUUAUAAGAAGGAUGUGAAUCGGCUUUUCCCUCCCCACCAUGCAACACAUUAAGUUCUGGCCGCUGAGCAAGGUCUUAGUCGUAUUGCUUUGCAGCUGCAUUUAACUAGCUUUACGCAAAUCACUGGGGAAUGAAUGAGAUAUGGAUACCAUAACUGUCUGCCUUGCUAACACGAUCACAGUCAAAAAUAUUGCACUUAUUUGAAUAUGAUUACAUUAUAUGAAUGAUUUCAGAUUACACAUGUGUAGGCAGCUACAUAAAACUCAUCUCAAAAUUGGAUCGAUCACUCUUUUUCUAAUUACAUUAAACAAGGAAAUUUUCUGUAA
This is a messenger RNA of Mugil cephalus (flathead mullet), 2635 nucleotides long. It is a transcript of the gene cpz, whose product is annotated as carboxypeptidase Z. Gene Ontology annotation, biological process: proteolysis. The record is from RefSeq and is a predicted model, not a curated record. The transcript has 13 exons. The coding region runs from base 149 to 2152 and encodes 667 amino acids. Gene Ontology annotation, molecular function: metallocarboxypeptidase activity; protein binding; zinc ion binding. NCBI's taxonomy places the organism in Eukaryota, Metazoa, Chordata, Actinopteri, Mugiliformes, Mugilidae.